This is a messenger RNA of Camellia sinensis, 882 nucleotides long. NCBI's taxonomy places the organism in Eukaryota, Viridiplantae, Streptophyta, Magnoliopsida, Ericales, Theaceae. The record is from RefSeq and is a predicted model, not a curated record.
AUGACAGAAAGAAAAGAAAACAUAGUGAUGUUCCCAUUUAUGGCACAAGGCCAUAUCAUCCCUUUCUUAGCAUUAGCACUUGAGUUAGAAAAGAAAAAUGGAUACACCAUAACCUUUGUGAACACUCGACUCAACAUCAAGAAACUCCGAUCUUCGAUCCCUCCAUACUCAUCCAUUCGCCUUCUUGAAAUCCCAUUCAACAGCUCCGGCCACGGCCUCCCUCCGGACUCCGAAAACACCGACUCUCUCCCUCUCCCUCUCCUCAUCCACCUCAUCGUAAUCUCUCCCGCUCUCGAGCCUGCCUUCCGAGACCUCAUCUCUGGCCUUGUCCUCGAACAUGGCCGCCCACCACUUUGCAUUAUUUCUGACAUGUUCUUCGGAUGGUCUGCCAAAGUUGCUCAUGAAUUCGGUGCAUUUCAUGCUAUAUUCAAUGCUGGUGGAGGCUAUGGCAUGGCUGCUUUUCACUCUUUAUGGCUACACCUUCUUUACAAGAAAGUGAAUUCCGAGGAGUUUCCUUUGCCGGGCUUCCGCAAAGGUCACCGGAUUCACACCAAACAGUUACCAGAACAUUUUCAAGUAGCGGUGCCCGGUGAUUCGUGGUGCUCAUUUUUAAAAGAUAUGUUUCGAGAUUGGUUGGAGAGUGAUGGGAUUUUGUUCAACACCACGGAGGAGAUUGACCAUGUUGGGAUGGAGUAUUUUAGGCAGCAAAUUGGCUGCUCCGUAUGGCCAGUUGGGCCUAUUCUGUCUUCCUUGGGAAGCAAAGCUCGUGCUGGUGAUGACGCUGAAGCCACAAUGCAUCUUUGCAUGAAAUGGCUUGAUUCGAAGCCUGCAAAUUCAGUUCUUUAUGUGGCGUUUGGGUCACAAAGUGCACCAUCACCAUAA